AUGGGUGCAUCAGGCUUAGGUUCUGCUUUAGCAAAUUGCAUUAAUCUCUCAAAUUUGACACUUGACCUUAGUGAAAAUUAAAUUGGUGACGAAGGUGCAUCAGGCUUAGGUUAUGCUUUAGCAAAUUGCAUUAAUCUCUCAAAUUUGAGACUUGAUCUUUAUUUCAAUUAAAUUGGUGCAAUGGGUGCAUCAGGCUUAGGUUCUGGUUUAGCAAAUUGCAUUAAUCUCUCAAAUUUGACACUUUACCUUAGUGGAAAUUAAAUUGGUGCAAUGGGUGCAUCAGGCUUAGGUUCUGCUUUAGCAAAUUGCAUUAAUCUCUCAAAUUUGACACUUAAUCUUGCCUUCUUGAAUGAAUUCAAAGUAAUAAGCAAGUAUCUUAAAUCAAAAAGAUUAGUUGUCUUUAAAAGAAAUAUCUGA
Molecule: messenger RNA, 417 nt
Organism: Tetrahymena thermophila SB210
Lineage: Eukaryota; Ciliophora; Oligohymenophorea; Hymenostomatida; Tetrahymenidae
Exons: 5
Molecular function (GO): protein binding
Source: RefSeq, a predicted model, not a curated record